UGCAACCGCUGUGCAGGAUGUCCAGUUAAAGGGAAAAAAAUCUGCAGACGAGCAAAAGCAGCACAAGCAGACGGACUGAGAGCAACAACCACUGCAAAGCAGCUUUAUUUUCCACACCUAAAAGAGCGUUUUGGUUGCCAAAAUGGGUUCUCCGACGAUACUUAGCUGUCGUCGGUUUAUUUUCAAAGUUGUUUUGCUUCAGUUCAUCGCCUUUCAAGCAACAAAUGCUCGUCCAUCUCCUAUAAUCAGGUUUCCCGGAGACGACUCCCCGAGAACAGACAAAGAAGUUGCUUUGCACUAUCUGAAUAAGUUUUAUGGAUGCCCACAAGACAGAUGCAACCUUAUGGUGCUUAAAGACACUUUGAAGAAAAUGCAAAAGUUUUUCUCCCUGCAAGAAACUGGAGAAAUAGAUGUCAAAACGGUGGAGAUUAUGAAAAAGCCCCGCUGCGGUGUCCCAGAUGUGGCCAAUUAUAACUUCUUCCACAGGAGACCCAAGUGGCAGAAGAAGGACAUUACCUACAGAAUCCUGGGCUACACUCCUGAUCUGGAUGAGGAAACCAUAAAUGAUGCUUUCUACAGAGCCUUCAAAGUGUGGAGUGAUGUCACACCACUUUCUUUUACUCGCAUUAUGGAUGGAGAGGCUGACAUCAUGGUUAAUUUUGGGCGCAAUGAACAUGGAGACGGUUAUCCAUUUGAUGGGAAAGAUGGCCUGUUGGCUCAUGCCUUUGCACCAGGACCAGGGAUUGGGGGAGAUUCCCAUUUCGAUGAUGAUGAGCAAUGGACUUUAGGAGAGGGCCAAGUGGUGAAAGUGAAGUUUGGCAAUGCUGAAGGAGAGUUCUGUAAGUUCCCUUUUCUGUUCAUGGGCACCGAGUACAACACCUGUACAUCUCAGGGACGAGAUGAUGGAUUCCUGUGGUGCUCCACCACCUACAACUUUGAUGAAGAUGGCAAAUAUGGCUUCUGCCCUCACGAGUUACUUUUUACCCUUGGUGGUAACGGAGACGGCGCGCCUUGUAAAUUCCCCUUCAACUUUCAGGGGGAAAGCUAUGACAGCUGCACCACCGAGGGUCGGGAUGAUGGAUAUCGCUGGUGUGCCACCACAGACGACUAUGACCGAGACAAGUCCUACGGCUUCUGCCCUGAAACGGCAAUGUCUACAGUGGGGGGAAAUGCAGAGGGAAGCCCCUGCGUCUUUCCUUUCACCUUUCUUGGAGACAGCUAUGAUUCCUGCACUACCUCUGGACGCAGUGAUGGGAAGAGAUGGUGUGCGACCACUAAGAAUUAUGACGAUGACCGAAAAUGGGGCUUCUGUCCUGACCAAGGCUAUAGCUUGUUCCUGGUGGCCGCCCAUGAAUUUGGUCACGCCCUUGGUUUGGAGCAUUCUCAGGACCCAGGAGCUCUGAUGGCUCCCAUCUAUACUUUUACUAAAGACUUCAGACUUUCUCAUGACGAUAUCCAAGGCAUCCAAGAGCUCUAUGGUGUGCCCACCGACAAGCCUUUGCCGCCAACCCAGGGUCCGGUAACUCCAAUGGACAUUUGUAAAGAUCCUGUUGUUUUUGAUGCUGUUGCACAAAUCAGAGGAGAAACCUUUUUCUUCAAAGACAGGUUCCUGUUCAGGUCAGUCAACUUCAGAAGCAAACCCACUGGCCCUAUGCUGGUGGCCACCUACUGGCCUGACCUGCCUGCGAAGAUAGAUGCUGCCUAUGAAAACCCAGUGGAGGAGAAAACAGUCUUCUUCUCAGGUGAUGAGAUGUGGAUUUACAGAGCCGAUGAGCUGGAAAGAGGUUACCCGAAAAGGCUCUCCAGCCUCGGCCUCCCAUCAGACGUCCAGCAGAUCGAUGCUGCCUUCAACUUUAGGAAGAACAGGAAGACUUACUUGUUUUCUGGGGACAAAUUCUGGAGAUAUGAUGAAAAUACCAAGACGAUGGAUCCUGGCUUCCCUAAAUUUAUCGCUGACUCCUGGAAUGGCAUUCCCGAUGCCAUUGACUCUGCUUUUAGUCUCAGUGGAAUUGAUUACAGCUAUUUCUUCAAAGGAAACCACUAUUUCAAACUAGAGGACAGCAGUUUGAAGAUCGUUAAGUUGGGAGAAAUCACAAAGGACUGGCUUGGCUGCUGAACAUUGACCCUAAAUGUUUCAGGCUGCAGGUGAUGAUGGUCUUGCUAGGUCAUCAAUGUUUAUCGCACACAAUUUGAGGUUGCUGCAGUGCACACUGUUAUUUUUUUUUUUAAUCCUGGCAACUCUGUUCGCUUCUGUUGGACACAUGUACCUCCAGCCUGUAUAACCAGUCUCAGCCUGAGUAGAAUGGCAAUUCAAGACCUUCUAUACGGGCUAAAUGUAUGCAACUGGUAAUUUGCUUUGUUUCUGUGUGAUUUUUAAUUUUACAACUGCAAUGCAAUUUAAAAAAUAUAUAAAUAUGAAUCCCUGUUUUAUCAUAUUUUUAAGGAACAGACAUCAGGUAUGUCAACAAUGCAUUGCAGUAUUAUACUGUGCCAAGAAAUAUUGAGUUUUUUUUUUUUGGAAAAUCCUAAAAAUUGUUUUACAGCAUAUGGAAAAAGCAUAUUGGUUUGGGGUUACUUCUGUAUCAGGUGUAAAAAGCACAUCUAUAUUAAAAUGUAUCAGUUGUAUGAAAUGUUCUCCUUGUGCAGAAAAUGAACAUGCACAAUGUGACCGAGAAUGGUGCUUUCAGAAUUUGCUUUUUGCAUAUAGACCUACAUGUAUAGUGGGCAUUUUAUAUUUUGUGGCUUUGUGUGAUGGGAGUACUUAGUACCGUCGGGAUGUUAGAAAGUAGCAUUUAAAGGUUUGCUAUUCUUUUUUGGUUAGCACUUUUUAUAGGAUAUAGAAGGGAAUUUAACAACAAGGAGAUCAGACAUUCCUGAAAUCUCUGUUGCAUUACUCUUCAAUAAAUGUGCAGACAGAUUUACAAGGCAAAUAAGGCACAGGUUGCCUUUAGAGGCUAUAUAGGUUUGCUCCAUGAUGGAACAAUAACAAGAAUACUGCAGUAGUUUUGUUUACUUGUGUUUUUAUAUUAAGAUUCUUUUCUAGGUUUUAACAAUAUAGUCAUUGUGUCCUGUAUUUUUGUCUAAAGCUUGUGCACUUUGUCACUGUCAUCAAUAAAAAAGGUUGUUUUAACUA
Messenger RNA from Cyprinodon tularosa, 3133 nucleotides. RefSeq names its product matrix metallopeptidase 2 (gene mmp2). The transcript is spliced from 13 exons. Bases 143 to 2116 code for a protein of 657 amino acids. Gene Ontology annotation, cellular component: extracellular matrix. The record is from RefSeq and is a predicted model, not a curated record. Gene Ontology annotation, biological process: response to hypoxia; proteolysis; extracellular matrix organization. Gene Ontology annotation, molecular function: metalloendopeptidase activity; zinc ion binding. Lineage: Eukaryota; Metazoa; Chordata; Actinopteri; Cyprinodontiformes; Cyprinodontidae.